Molecule: messenger RNA, 1179 nt
Organism: Plutella xylostella (diamondback moth)
Lineage: Eukaryota; Metazoa; Arthropoda; Insecta; Lepidoptera; Plutellidae
Gene: Mtch
Product: mitochondrial carrier homolog
Source: RefSeq, a predicted model, not a curated record
GAUAAUUUGUCUAUGAAAAAAAAAACAUUUUGAUUUCCGAAGUUGAGGUGAUUAUUUAGUCAAAACAUGGACGAAGUUGAAAAAGAAAAGAUCGGGGCUUUGCCGUCCCAACUGCUCGUAACCACAAUAUGCCACCCAAUGGAAUACGUGAAAGUUCUAAUCCAGCUGGGCUACGAGCCCAUAGCGCCUCGGCGGUCCACCACACUCUUCGGGCGGCCUGCCCUGGUAUUACCUAACGUGUUUCAAUACAUUAAACACAUCAAGGCAUCGGACGGCUUCUUCGGUUGCUACCGAGGGUUGUCGGCGCGGGUUCUGGGGCUGGUGGCGUCGAGCCAGCUCACGUCGAAGGUGAUCUCCGGUUGCGGCAUCGAGUUGCCGGAGCUCAACGACCCUCCGAACAUUAUCAACGACGAGGAGCCGCGCGCCGAGGACUACAUGCGGCUGUGUCGCCGCGACAUGAUCACGCACACGGCGUCGGUCGUGGUCUCCUACCCCUUCCACGUCGUGUCGGUGCGCAUGAUGGCCUCCUUCAUCGGCAAGGAAGAGGAGUAUAGCACGCUGUUGGGAGCUAUAGUUUCCGUCUACAAGGACGACGGCAUCCGAGGCUUCUUCCACGGCAUCAUUCCCAAACUGCUUGGGGACUUGACCUGUGUGGCCGUAACUGGGGUACUAGCCUACUAUGUCAACAAAUAUCUGAUCAAAACUAAGGAAGUAAGAUGCUACACUGUCCCCAUUCUCACGUUCAUCACAAGCACGCUCACAUAUCCUCUUGUAGUUGUGUCUACUUGCAUGGCGGUGGCCGGGUCCAGCCUCAGAGCCGGCAACCCACCACACAUGCCAGCAUACCCCAACUGGCAGACCUGCUGGAGGGAACUGGUCAGGAGCAAGCAACACAAGCGUGGCUCCUCUAUCAUCUUCAGAUACUACAUUGCACCAAUCCAGGCAUUGCAGUAGACAUCCUAGAUCUAAUUUACUUGUUGCAUUUAUUCAAAUUUAUUUGCUAAGUGUUAAAUUCCACAUUUACCUAUGAAUUCUAUUAUAGUCAUACUUUCUAGUAGGGAGAGUUUAAUGUUAUGUACAAUUGACAUGUAAAUAAUUUAGUAUAAAUGGUGUAAUAUGUGGGCAUUCUUUUGCUAGAUUGUUGAUAAAGGUUAUCACAAUAAAUGUUUGUUUUGUCAA